Ruditapes philippinarum (Manila clam) is the source of this 918-nucleotide messenger RNA. RefSeq lists its product as uncharacterized. The transcript has a single exon. NCBI's taxonomy places the organism in Eukaryota, Metazoa, Mollusca, Bivalvia, Venerida, Veneridae. The coding region runs from base 1 to 918 and encodes 305 amino acids. The record is from RefSeq and is a predicted model, not a curated record.
AUGACACAUGCAGUGACGUUUGAAUGUAAAUUAAAUGGUAAUGCUACGCCAUCAUUUGUUUCACUGGCAACACAUCCGUGUCAACAACGCUUUGAAUCUCCUGAGUAUAAACAAUGCCUCAAAAGUCGACACAUACCAACGGCACUUUACGGUUUUGUUUGGCGCCAAUAUUCAGCUACAGAAGUGUUCAUGAAUUCAUCGAAUGGGGUAGAACUCAAUCGAAUCCUUGGUGUCGACAAAAUUAUCGUUUAUGAUUAUUCCAUAUCGGAAAGAUGUGAAAAAUAUUUUGAAAUUCUAUUCGGAACGCAAUUUCUCAGAAAUUUAUUCCAUGGAGACUUCCGUUUCCGGUUCAACAUCACAUUCAUUAACUUUGGUCAAACUGUUGCACUGAAUGACUGUCUUUUCAGGACUAAGCAAAUCUCAGAAUUUAUGUCGAAUAUCGACUUGGAUGAAUACAUUGUUCCUCAUUCGGGGAAUGCUUUCAACUGGACUCAAAUGCUGAAAGAUCUUGACCAAUCGGCGGAUGGAUUCAUUUUCAAAAAUACCUUUUUCAGAAAAGAAUGGACAAAUGAUGAGGUAGAAUUUAAAGGAAAGACAAAGGCCAAACAACUAAAGUUAAUAACCUUGAAACAUUUUGAUCACGAGACAAAGAUAUAUCGCCACAUGGACCGUUCAAAGUAUUUUGUUCGGCCAUCACGUGUCAAUUAUAUUCUUAUACACGAAAUCCCCAAUGCACGUGUUGUAAAGGUUACUCAACAAAUAGGUUUGCUCCACCACUAUAGAAACUGGGAGAAUUACGAGGAUAAACAGCAAAGGGUUAAAGAUACUACAGUACUCGACAAAUUUGAAGACGUGCUUAUCAACAAUGUUGAACGCGUAUGGAAAGAAUUAAAGUUGAAGAAUCUAAUGUUAGAAUAA